UUGGAAAAACUGCAAAGAGAUAAUCGGGAGUUAGAAGUGCGACGAGUGGAUCAAGAGAACAAGGCUACGACAUUCGAGCACAGGUACUUGAAAGCACAGCGUGAAGUCACAUUGGCCCAGGAAACGGUUGACAAACUGCAAACAGAUUUGACCAUCAAAAUGACUCAGCUGAAACGGUUUGAGGAAAAAGCAAAGACUCUACACAGUCGUCUGGAAAGCACCGAAGAAGAACUGUUACACGCCAGACAGCAAGCUGGCAAUCAUUCAAGGCAAUACUUGGUCGUGACAGAGACAUCUACGGACGAAGAAGCUCAAGAAGACGGUAGUGGAACUGAUGCCAAUUUGGAUCGAUCUGUGGGUAGUCCGAGCGCAGAACACAUGACCAAAGAGGCACUGACCACCGACCCGGAUGACGAUGGGUCUAGUCCAGUGAACGGAUCGACGGACCAGGAUGAUAAGACGGUGAAAGUUUCAAGGGCAAAAACUUCCAAACUCUCACGAUAUCGUAUCAGCGGUGAAAAUACAGUAUUAGAGGACCGUAUGAGAGAACUCAUGGAUGAGGUAGAAGAAUUGCAACAUGAACUUUCCCGGGCUCGUGAUCGGGAAUCGAUGAAUGAAGAACACAUUGCACGACUCUCUUCGACGUUUGAUCAGGUUUUCACCGCAACGACACACGAAGCACUACAGAUUCCAAGCAAACUACCUUGUAUACCGUAUCCGUCACUGGAUAACACGGAUUUUGACAAUGAGGAGGAUAGAGGGGUGAUUUCACUCAUUUACAAUAGGGGAUCUCGCAGUGAUCCCGACAACUAUCACCCUGGUAAUCUUCCUCCGAUAUUGUCGAAAGUCAUGGAGGCUAUUGUGGCAGAUCUGUUGAUGGAAUAG
Echinostoma caproni is the source of this 885-nucleotide messenger RNA. The record is from the annotation of a GenBank genome assembly. Lineage: Eukaryota; Metazoa; Platyhelminthes; Trematoda; Plagiorchiida; Echinostomatidae.